This is a messenger RNA of Aegilops tauschii subsp. strangulata, 843 nucleotides long. The record is from RefSeq and is a predicted model, not a curated record. NCBI's taxonomy places the organism in Eukaryota, Viridiplantae, Streptophyta, Magnoliopsida, Poales, Poaceae.
AUGGUGUCCUGGAGCGAUGGGUCCGAUAGCAGCGAGCACACCGUGGAGUACGUGAGCUCAGCUUCUGACGACGGCACCAUUAAGAUCCCUGCUACCACUGAAGACUCCGAUUUCGAGGGACCUGAAAUGGAGUUGCUUGUUCUCUGCCAUGGACAUGGGAAGGCCGCAGAAAGGCAUGUUGCUUUCGAAGGAAUCCACACUGGCAGGAAGUUUCUUUGCUGUGCUGAGAAGGAAAGUGGAUCAGAAGCAAUUGUUUACUCUGGCAGCAUCUUUUCCCCUUGGUCUGGCAACAUUGUUAAGUUAGGACAACAUUGUUUAAGUAGCAUGAGGACAGGUUUAAGUAGUCCUCUCUUCAGCUUGCAAGCUCAAGCUCUGAAUUUGAUGAUAGAAGGUAAAAACUAUGGACUAGAUGAAUGGAUUGAUCCAGCUUGGCCCAACACCCUUGAGAAUGCAUUAGCCAAGUUAUGGUUUAUGUAUGAACAAAGCAAGAGAGACAGGAAUGAGGAAAAUUUGAUGCAUUCAUUUGCUGUUCAUGACUUGACACAAGAGAAGAAGAAGCUGCAGCAGAGCUAUGAGAAGUUGGUUGAAGAUGUCAAUGGACUUUUGAAUGCUCAGGAAAUGAGGGCAGAGGUAGAAAUGAAAGAUCUUGAAAGCAGCAAGCUUCAGGAGAAGUAUGACAUGGUUAAGAACCUAGCAGCUGCUCAAGCAAAUGUCAUUAGGAAUAUGAAGCUCAAGCUAGCUGAAGAGAGGAAGAACUUGCAGAUCCACAUUAAUGAGCUCAAGAAGACAGUUGAAGAGAGCAAUGUGAAGCUGGAGGGGAUCAAGGCCAUCAUAAAUGGAUAA